GGGGGGUGUAUAUAGACGUUUCCUGGAGAAGCCGGCCUUUCUUUUCCUCAGGCCGGGUCAAGGAAUCUUCGCUAAAAGUCACGACUCUCGAACUCAAGGUGGUUCAGGAGUUUUUUGGGGGCGGGGGCGGGGUCAAACCUCCGCCCCUCCCCCUAGCUUUCUUGGGGGGGUCUUGCCUCGACCCUCCGGAUAUUUUUGCAUGCUGGUGUACAUAUGCCCCCCUUGGUCCUUUUGUGGGAAGAGCCUGCUGGGUCUCUCUUUGGACUGGAUGGUCCUGAUAGUUCUGCUGGUCCUCAUGGUCCUGAUGGUCCUUAUGGUUCUGGUAAUCCUAAUAGUCCUGAUGAUCUUGGUGGUCCUGUUGGUCCUGGUGGGUCGAAUUGUCCUGUUGGGUCUAAUGGUCCUAAUGAUCCUGUUGGUCCUGUUGGGUCGACUGGUCCUGUCAGGUCUAAUGGUCCUGAUGGUCCUACUAGUCCUGAUGGUCCUGGUGGUUCCACUGGUCUUGAUGGUUCUGGUGGUCCUCAUGGUCCUAAUGAUCCUGUUGGUCCUGUUGGGUCGACUGGUCCUGUCAGGUCUAAUGGUCCUACUGGUCCUGAUGGUCCUGGUGGUUCCACUGGUCUUGAUGGUUCUGGUGGUCCUCAUGGUCCUAAUGAUCCUGUUGGCACUGUUGGGUCGACUGGUCCUGUCAGGUCUAAUGGUCCUGAUGUUCCUACUGGUCCUGAUGGUCCUGGUGGUCCUACUGGUCUUGAUGGUUCUGGUGGUCCUCAUGGUCCUAAUGAUCCUGUUGGUCCUGUUGGGUUGACUGGUCCUGUCAGGUCUAAUGGUCCUUAUGGUCCUGAUGGUCCUGGUGGUUCCACUGGUCUUGACGGUUCUGGUGGUCCUCAUGGUCCUAAUGAUCCUGUUGGUCCUGUUGGGUCGACUGGUCCUGUCAGGUCUAAUGGUCCUGAUGGUCCUACUGGUCCUGAUGGUCCUGGUGGUUCCACUGGUUUUGAUGGUUCUGGUGGUCCUCAUGGUUCGAAAAGUCAUGAUGGUCCUAAAGGUCCUGGUGGUCUUGAUGGUCCUAAUAGUCCCGAUGGUCUUAAAGGUCCUGGUGGUCUUGAAGGUCCUAAUAGUCACGAUGGUCUUAAAGGUCCUGGCGGUCUUGAUGGUCCUAAUAGUCCUGAUGGUCCGAAAGGUCCUGGUGGUCUUGAUGUUCCCAAUAGUCCUGAUGGUCCUGUUGGUCCUGCUUGGUCUAAUGGUCCGGGUGGGACUGAUGGUCCUAAUGGUCCUGAUGGUCCUGGUGGUUACAAUGGUCCUGUUGAUCCCGGUGGGUCCAAUGGUUCUAAUGGUCCUGGUGGUCUUCAUGGUCCUAAAGGUCCUGGUGGUCUUGAUAGUCCUGAUGGUCUUAAAGGUCCUAGUGGUCUUGAUGGUCCUAAUAGUCCUGAUGGUCCGAAAGGUCCUGGUGGUCUUGAUGUUCCCAAUAGUCCUGAUGGUCCUAAUGGUCCUGUUGGUCCUGCUUGGUCUAAAGGUCCGGGUGGGACUGAUGGUCCUAAUGGUCCUGAUGGUCCUGGUGGUUACAAUGGUCCUGUUGAUCCCGGUGGUUCUAAUGGUCCUGGUAGUCUAGAUGGUCCUAAUCGUCCUGAUGGUCCUAAAGUCCUGGUGGUCUUGAUGUUACCAAUAGUCCUGAUGGUUCUAAUGUUCCAGAUGGGUCUAGUGGUUACAAUGGUCCUGGUGGGUCAAAUGGUCCUAAUGGUCCUUAUGGUCUUGGUGGUUCCAAUGGUCCUGUUGGUCCUAUUGGAUCGAAUGGUACUGGUAGGUCUAAUGGUCCUGAUGGUCCUGUUGGUUCCAAUGGUCCUGUUGGUCCUGGUGGGUCUAAUGGUCCUGAUGGUCCUGGUGGGUCUAAUGGUCCUGAUGGACAUGUUGUGAAAAUUAAAAGGUUGUCGAAAACAAUCUUUAUUUUUGUGGCUUCAGCUGUUUUGCAAUCAUUUCUUUCCGCUGUAAAUUAACAUGUGUGGCUGUGGUAAACCCCCUUAUUCAUUUCCCUGCCCUUGUCCUCGCGUGUGCUCUUGAUAAACUUAAACACAAAAAAAAAAUGACCUUUUUUUCCCAGAAGCCCUCAGGGACCCUCGAAGCGCGCUCGUCCACGUCGUCCCAGACCUCAACGACCGCUUCUUCGCUUUUGCUCGUUUUCCUCGUCCGUGCUGAAGAUCAAAGUUCUCUCCCUUUGUCUCGGAAUCACAAGCGAGCGCCGAGUCCUCCGCCGCUGACGGGAGCGCCGUCCCGUCGAACCGACGCACCAAGACCGCGGCGUUUCGAAAACGUCAAGUUAGCACGGCGGCCUACCCUUUGACGGACGUCGUCUAGCUGUCAUUGGAAUGAAACCGCGACAGCGGGGCAUUAAGAGUCCCAUUCCGACUGUAUGUGAAAUUUCACAGCCAGGCUAAUCUGCCGACUAUUGCACCAUCUUAAAAGGCACACCCGUGACGGUGGAAAACCUUCCGAAAGACUCUUAAAAGAACGUACGGCGACGUUGGCUCGCUAGCUGGUCUGGUUCAAGCGCUAACCCGUCCCUCGGAGACGCCCGCCGGCGUGCGAGGAAUGCGACGGUCAUGCCUUCUUCACUUUUUCAGGGAAAACCGAGCCGGACCUGGCGGGAGCGCAGAGCGACAGGACGCCGCCGUGGGACGGGCGCUCCUCCCACGUCGCAUUCCGGACAAGUCGUUUCUUUUCUACCUAACUAUUCGCUCGCGGUUACAAAAUGAGUACGCUUCAAGCUACUUCCGACAUUCCUGGUGUAGUUCGGUCGGCCGCCUGACGCCGCGGGGGGGGCGCCAACGAGUCAAACUUUGCUUUAGUUUUUUUUUAACGUUUUUUUUUUUCUUCGUAGUCUCAGCUCGAUUGUUAACGGGUGGCCGGUCGCCCCCCCGACGGAACCCGCUGGGCUUUCUCUCGUCUUGUUGUUUUCGGGUUUGACGAUAUACCUCAUUCCUUCCGCCCAGCGGGCCCUAGGGGGCGCUGCGCCGAUGCUCAGGACACCCAAGACCUUCCCCCGCCCACACACACACACACACACACACACACACACAGAUCCUCCAAAAACCCAAACGGACCUCUUUCUUUCAAUACUGUUUACAGUUUGACAAAAAGUUUAUAAUUUAAAAACUAUUUUUCUCACGUUGUAGUUUUAUUUAUGUACAACAAUGUUUUGCUUUUGUACCUCGUGACUUGUAGGCUUCUCAUCAGCACUUACCAUCUCGUCAGCGCUUUUAGAUGAUUGAUUGAUUGAUUGAUUGACUGCACUAUUUGUCUUUUUCUCCCGGUUUGAAUGACGAAUCAAAUUUGACAAUAUUUGUGAUUUUGUUUUUGGAAAUAAAUGAAAGAAAAAAAAAGCUGAUUUGAUUUCCUGGAUUUUUUUUUUUUUUUUUGUAUUUUGAUUUUUUUUUUUUGCAUUGAAACGCUGAUUGGACGUUGAUUGUGCAUGUGUAAAAUACUUUACUGCUACUCUUCUCCUCCGUUGGCGAAGAAAACACGUUUCAGCUGUAACGUCGUGUAAGGUCGUGUUCACUGGAUGCUAGAACCUUCUUUUCAAAACCACUAUUCUUCUAAUAAAUUUUGUUGUGAAAAUAAA
Messenger RNA from Nerophis lumbriciformis (worm pipefish), 3604 nucleotides. RefSeq lists its product as uncharacterized. The record is from RefSeq and is a predicted model, not a curated record. Lineage: Eukaryota; Metazoa; Chordata; Actinopteri; Syngnathiformes; Syngnathidae.